CCUGCGCCGCCCGGCGCCUCCCUUCUCUUCCCUUCCCUUCCCUCCCUCAGCCCCGCCGCUGCCGUGAGGGCACGGCCCGGCCCGGUCUCGCCAUGAAGCUGCACUUCAGCAUCACCGCCGCCGAGGAGCUGCGGGAGAGGGGCGGAGGGCGCUACGUGCUGUACUCGGUGUGCCUGGAGGGCUUCCUGCUCGGCAAGGCGCGGUACAGCCAGCUCCGCCGCUGGGACGCGCAGCUGAGGCAGCUUUUUGGGAAUGCUGUGCCUGCUUUCCCUCCAAAGUUUUACCUGGUAAUGACCAAGUCGAUGGCAGAUGAGAGACGGUCUCAGCUGGAGCAGUACCUUCAGAAUGUUACUUUGGAUUCAAAUAUUACCAAUAGUGAUGUCUUCAUAGGUUUUUUCAGAAAGCUACAGCAGGAUACAUUUAAGAUCCAAACCCAGAGAGCCUUUUUGGAUGUUUACCUCGCUGAUGGCAGCAAUAUUAGACUUGAUAUCCAGACAUCGGACACUGCAGAAAGAAUAUUAGAGGUUACAUUGUGCAAGAUGGGGCUGUCAAGAGAAUUAAUAAAAUAUUUUAGCUUAUUUUUCUUUCAAGAUCAUGAUGAUGGAGCACUCUCUGUGGUGAAAAAAGUGGCAGAAUUUGAACUUCCUUAUGUGAGUCUUCAGAGCAUGAAAGAGUUGCACUGUAAGCUUGGGAUCAGAAAGUGGUAUAUGGAUCCUUCUCUUGACACACUGCUGAUGGAUUGUAGAGCUUCACUGAAUUUGCUAUAUAUGCAGGCAAUCCAGGAAGUUAAGAGGAAUUGGGUUAAACCGACAGAAGGGCAGAUGCAGGAACUUGAAUUUCUACAAGAAAAUGCAAACAAAGCAAAGUUCCUGGAGUUGAUUCGAGAAGUGCGGUUCUAUGGAUAUGUACGGCUUGAUCCUUGCAUUUGUGACUAUCCAGAAGGUGGCUGCUCAGCUGACAUCUAUGUCGGCAAUAACGAGAUUAACUGCUGCAUAAAACUGCCUAUUAACCAAACCAAAGAGGUCAGCUUUAAAAUCAACAGGUUAAGAAGUUGGCAGGUUACUUUUCUUGGUGCUACAAAGGAUGGCGAAGAAGACACUCUGGAGCUCAGGUUUGAGUACAAUGAUUCAGGCACAUGGCAGUGGAUAAUUUUGUACACAAAACAGAAGUGUGAGGAAGAGCUAAAGGCCAGAAAUGUGCUGCUGUGUGGAAGAAACAAGGGUUUGAUCCAAGAGCCCACUGCAGAAGAUGGAAAGACUGGAUGAUUUGGAGCUUAGUCAGAGAUAGGUGCCCCCUCCAUCACUGAUCUUGUAGGAUAUUUUGUCUUUGAUUCAUCUCUCGGUGCUUGACAGCAUACCUGAGAUGCUUCUUUUUUGGAGGGUAAGCAGUGAGGUGCAUCUCCAGAGCGCAGUUCAGACCUUAACUUGGGCUGCAUCAUCCCAAAGAAUUGUACAUGCUCAUUGGACAGCAUAAGGAACUAAGAACAACUCCACUCCUCUCUGAGGUGCUUCUGCUAGUUACCUAAUGUGGGAUGAAUGCAUACUGCUCUGUUCACAUUAGUUGCGCAAGAUGCGACUGAGCUGGUCUACAAACAGUUGCAGCCAUCUCAUGUAACCACUAGGGCUUUGAUUGUUGGCAGUGCUGAGUGCCUGUGAACUCCAGCUUGCUUCAUUUGCUGAAGUGGUUUUGAUGCUGAUAUUGCCACAUUUGAUUAACCUUACUUAGCCUUUGGUGUAAUUUGGCAGCCUUUAAGGUAGGAGCCACAGACAACUAGAGAGAAUAACUUGCCUUAUAAAACUAGUGCCAUGAGGGUUAGUCAUGCUGAGGCUGGGCUUUAAGCAACUGCAGCUAGUUUGGUGCACUGUAAGGAUGUUAAGCACAGAGUAAAAUUAACUGAAUCAGAGAGGUAAUAGUUCAGUAGUUAGGGACUGUAAUUUUCUGUUGGAGGAGGAAUGGAAGAGUCAAGUACAUAUUUUAGUAGAAGAAAUCAGAAUGUUCUCUGGUUUAUUCU
Molecule: messenger RNA, 2011 nt
Organism: Harpia harpyja (harpy eagle)
Lineage: Eukaryota; Metazoa; Chordata; Aves; Accipitriformes; Accipitridae
Gene: SNX31
Product: sorting nexin 31
Exons: 12
Coding region: 93-1265 (390 amino acids)
Biological process (GO): intracellular protein transport
Cellular component (GO): early endosome
Molecular function (GO): phosphatidylinositol binding
Source: RefSeq, a predicted model, not a curated record